AUGUCUUACUGCACGAGAAUUUUUCGGGCGCAGAAACUGUGUGGAUUAACACCUGAUAUCCAGCAAAGAUGUUUCAGUCUAAGUCCAUUGAGUUUUGCUGCGGCAAGGGUAGCAAUGUCAAAAUUCGAUCAAACAACCUACCUUCCGUACGACAAAUUGAGCGAAAAUUUGAAAGUCGUAAAGAAACGUCUUGGUCGCCCAUUGACUCUCUCAGAAAAAGUAUUAUAUUCCCAUUUGGAUGAACCUGAUAAGCAAGAAAUAGUACGAGGAACCAGCUAUCUUCGACUCCGACCAGAUCGUGUUGCCAUGCAAGAUGCCACAGCUCAAAUGGCUAUGUUACAAUUCAUAAGUUCCGGAUUACCAAAAGUAGCUGUUCCAUCAACAAUUCACUGUGACCACUUGAUUGAAGCCCAAAUAGGAGGAGUCAAAGAUUUGAGCCGUGCUAAAGAUAUGAACAAAGAAGUAUACACUUUCUUGCAAACCGCCGGAGCUAAAUACGGAGUAGGCUUCUGGAAUCCUGGAUCAGGAAUUAUUCAUCAAAUUAUCUUGGAGAACUAUGCUUUCCCCGGUUUGCUGAUGAUUGGUACCGAUUCUCACACGCCAAACGGAGGAGGUCUUGGUGGUCUUUGCAUUGGUGUUGGUGGUGCUGAUGCUGUUGAUGUCAUGGCAAACAUCCCAUGGGAACUCAAGUGUCCCAAGGUCAUUGGAGUUAAAUUGACCGGAGAACUUAAAGGCUGGACGAGCCCGAAAGAUAUCAUUCUAAAAGUCGCGGGUAUUCUUACGGUCAAAGGAGGUACUGGUGCUAUCGUUGAAUACUUUGGACCGGGAGUCGACAGUAUCAGUUGUACGGGAAUGGCAACAAUCUGUAACAUGGGUGCUGAAAUUGGUGCCACUACAUCUGUUUUCCCGUACAAUUACCGCAUGCAAGAUUACUUGAAAGCAACAGACCGUGCUGACAUUGCUGCCUCCGCUGACAUGUUUAGAACUAGUCUGUUGACUGCUGAUGCCAAUGCUAAAUACGAUCAAGUUAUUGAGCUGGACUUGUCUACUCUUGAGCCACAUAAAAAUGGAUGGCCUAAUGAAGUCAAGGUUGGUUUGAUUGGAUCAUGCACGAACAGCUCUUACGAAGACAUGGGACGGUGCGCUAAUAUCGCUAAACAAGCCCUUAAGCACGGUAUCAAGUCAAAAUCAACAUUCAAUGUAACACCAGGAUCAGAACAAAUUCGAGCCACUAUUGAGCGCGACGGUAUUGCUCAAACACUUCGCGAAUUUGGUGGUAUUGUAUUAGCUAAUGCGUGUGGACCGUGCAUUGGUCAAUGGGACCGUCAAGAUAUCAAGAAAGGCGACAAAAACACAAUUGUUACAUCUUACAACCGUAACUUCACUGGUCGUAACGACGCCAACCCAGCAACUCAUGCCUUCGUCACAAGUCCUGAGCUAGUAACAGCUCUUUCGAUCGCUGGACGUCUUGAUUUCAAUCCUCUUACUGAUAAACUCAAAGGCGCAGACGGAAAAGAAUUCCUUUUGGACAACCCAUUCGGUGAUGAACUUCCUUCUCGUGGAUUUGACCCUGGUAUGGAGACUUACGACGCUCCACCAGCUGACGGCAGCAAAGUUAAAGUCAAUGUUGAUCCAAAAUCACAGCGAUUGCAAUUAUUAGAACCAUUCGACAAAUGGGACGGCAAAGAUCUUACCGAUCUGACUAUUCUUAUCAAAGUAAAAGGAAAGUGUACCACCGAUCACAUCUCUGCAGCUGGACCUUGGCUAAAAUACCGUGGUCAUCUUGACAAUAUCUCAAACAACAUGUUCAUCGGUGCAGUCAACUCUGAAAAUAAUGAGGUAAACAAAAUCAAAAAUCAACUGACUGGUGAAUGGGGAGGUGUUCCUGACGUCGCUCGGCAUUACAAAAAGAACGGUAUAAGAUGGGUAGCUGUUGGUGACGAAAACUACGGAGAGGGAUCAUCUCGGGAGCACGCUGCUCUUGAACCUCGUCACCUUGGUGGUCGUGCAAUUAUUGUUAAAAGCUUCGCCCGUAUCCACGAAACCAAUCUCAAAAAACAAGGUGUUUUGCCAUUAACUUUCGCCAAUGCAACUGAUUACGAUAAAAUUCAACCAACUGACAAAAUCAGUAUUCUUGGUUUGAAAGACCUUGCACCAGGAAAACCUUUAAAAGCCGAAAUCAAACAUAAAGACGGCAAAGUAGAUACGAUUACGCUAAACCACACCUUGAAUGAACAGCAAAUCGGUUGGUUCAAAGCCGGAUCAGCAUUAAACCGUAUGAAGGAAAUCGCAUCAGGACGUUAA
This is a messenger RNA of Cotesia congregata, 2304 nucleotides long. The record is from the annotation of a GenBank genome assembly. NCBI's taxonomy places the organism in Eukaryota, Metazoa, Arthropoda, Insecta, Hymenoptera, Braconidae.